Molecule: messenger RNA, 7893 nt
Organism: Silurus meridionalis
Lineage: Eukaryota; Metazoa; Chordata; Actinopteri; Siluriformes; Siluridae
Gene: bcorl1
Product: BCL6 corepressor-like 1
Exons: 12
Coding region: 1668-6323 (1551 amino acids)
Biological process (GO): negative regulation of transcription by RNA polymerase II
Cellular component (GO): nucleus
Molecular function (GO): transcription corepressor activity; protein binding
Source: RefSeq, a predicted model, not a curated record
GUUUGUUUGUACUGUUUGACAUCGUUAUCCUGCUCGCUAAUUACCUUUGAGAAUUAUUCAGUGGACAGAGACAUCGGGUCUGGGCUGCGUUAGGGUCUCCCACCGCGGAUACCGGAUCGAUCCGAUAUGGGACGAAUGAAAUACCGUAUCGGAGAUAUUUUUGUGCGAUGACACACUGCUCGUCCUUAACAUUUGCCAACAGUGUAAUAGAGAUCGAUAGUUGCUCCGAGGAGACUUUACUGCGCAGGGAUCUGAACGUUGCAGCUUCACCGUAGAGCACAUUGCUAAGUAAAGAGACGUUUCUUUACACUCGGUACUUCUCUCUAACUAACCUACUGUACAUUUCCCCCCGCUAACAGCCAUUGCAGGGGAAACGUGGAGAGUUCAGCCCAAAGUACGAUGUCUUCCUCAUGUGGGUGAUUUCAGCCUCGCAAAUAUUGUCUGCUUUUCUCUCGGUGUGUAUGUAGUGCGAUGAGGAAACACACCCGUGUUCACCCAGAGAUGCGAUCAGUCUUUUUUAUUCAGGCUUUGACAUUAUCAGGCGUUUUUAGUUGCUGAUCAACGGGACUGCUGUCCAUCGGAAGGGACGUGGGGUUAGUUUUCUCUCUCUCUCUCUCUCUCUCUCUCUCUCUCUCUCUCUCUCUCUCUCUCCUUUCUUCUUCCCUCCGUCGUGGCCGCACGAGUGUGCAGAUCAACAACACUGCUCCGUUUUCUGCCCGAAGUGUUUCUCGGAUAAAAAUCCCGUUCAGAAGAACUACACGUCGGUGUGUCGGUGCCUCACCCUUUCGGAUCGCGGGGAGUUUGUUAAAUUUAUUGGCCUCAUUUAAAUUAAAACCAUGAAAUCUAAUAAACCAGAACAUUUCCACCUGAGAAUCGGCGGCGUCUUUCUGUAUUGUUGGGAUCUGAUCGCCUAAUUGUUCAUCAGGCUCGUUCGAGCGAGUAGUUAAGAGUUAAAGCAAAAGGCUUUAUUCAUUUAAUCUCGCGAAAGACCAUUUUGAACCCGUGGGAGAAAAAUCGGCGUUCUUCAUACGACACUUGGUUGCAAUCCCGCAUCCUGUAUCCUUGUAGCGUCUCCUUUGUGUGUGUGUGUGUGUGUGUGUGUGUGUGUGUGUGUGUGUUUGAGGGAGAUCUGGGCUGCGCUGCCGACACACCGGGAGAGAGUGGGCUCAGGAGCCGAGGGUGGAUUCUCUCUGCCCUGCCUUGUUACGUUUCCGUGCUACAGACCGUGUCAGAAAGGGACACGAGAACCAGACUCUCGCUGCGCCCUGGCUCACUGACCAACGCGGUUAAUCAGCUUUCAUUUGGCAUUCUUUAACGAGCUGUGGUCAGUAGAGCAGCAAACCCCGGCCACGACGAGAACUCGUGCGAGCUGAUCAACUUUACUAACACACACACACACACACACACACACACACACACUUCCCCACUCGUGUCCGGUAUCCAGACUGACUUGACCUCCGAGAAGAACCGCGCGCGUGCAGCCGGACAGACAGACGGUAUGCGGGACAGAUAGGCUUCACCCUCGUCCCCACAGGAAAAAAUGUUCAUAUUUCUCACUCGUGUUUGUGGACGAGCUUCUUCUUUUCAUCAGAGGAAAUCAUUAUAAAUGUACAUCUGUCGUCACACUCAAAGGAAUGCUGUGUUGAAAAAAUAAAUAAAAAACGCCUAUGCAGGUGGAUCCCUCACCAAUGAAUGUAAGGGAUGAAGGCAAAGUGAGCAAAGAGAGCAGUGCCCUUACACAGCUGUCAGAGAGCAUGGUGGGAAAUCCACAGCAGACACUGCCUCCUGAACUCAGAGGAGACGUGCCUCACGGUCAGCAGAACAAGCUGAGGACCACUUCAGACUGUAAAAUGCCUGGUGUCUGCUCAGAUGCCAGCAAGGCUAGCAAGACCAGCAAUUCAAACCAUUGUCCUGAAGUCGCAUCUUCUCAACUUCGCAGCAAUGCUCCUGUGUUCAGCACUGAUUCUUUUAGCAUGCCAUUACCUGACAGGGCAGAAGCUCCCAAAGCCCAGGCUGAAGGGGCUGCUGUCUGCCCGACUCAGCACUGGCCUUGUGGUAAAAAGGUUGGCUCAGAGGACUUGAUGAACUUGGUUCACAAUAGUGUGAACCCAAAUAAGAAAGGCCCUCAUAACACUGGACCUACCCAACCUGUUAUAAGCCUUUCUCCAGGAUUUCAAUGUUCAACCCUCUUCAAAUCAGGCCAACCUGUUGCUUUCCUUCCAUCUGCAAACUUUUCUUCUUCUCUUUGUAAGAUCACCUUGCCUCCAGGAUUGGGCCAGACUGCUGCUCUGAGAGAAGCCACAGCUAGUCAGUUUCAAAAGGAUUGUCCAGUGCCGUGUUCAGGCUCAAGUGUAACUCCAAGGCUCAAAACAUACCCUUUUCAGUUUUCUGUGGGUAGAAGUGUAGCUGAGAAGAAAUCGCUGUCAUCAGCUUCUAAAGGCCGAUGUGAGCAUGUUUCUAAUUCAAAGAGCUGCAAAGGUGUAGGAGAGCACAAAUCAACAAUUUCCUCUGCCGUUAGCCCAGCUACUGUUCUCCCAGCGCAACAGGCCACACAAGUCUCAGCCCCACUGACUCAUUAUACUAUCUCUCCCACUGCUGCCAUCUGCUGUAGCUCAGCACUGGCCAACAUUACCACUCAGAGCAGGCUUCGAAGCCUUGUCGAGAAAUGUCCCCCAUAUAGAGAAACCGAAAAGACUUCUGUGGCUUAUUUGAAGCCGAAGACUGUAACAUCUACUGAGGAACACAAUGUUCUGUGUCCUCCAGAAGCCAGAGAUGUACCUCUUGACUUAUCUUCAAAAUCCAAGCGCCAAAAAAGCAGUAAGGAUGUUCAAAAUAGCCUGACCGCCACAACUGAUCAAAGCUUAUUUGAGUCUCAUCAAAAGAAUUCACAUACUCCCAAAAGGCCUCAGACUUCCACUUUUGGUUCUGCUUCUAAUUAUCCUCUUUUACCAGAUACCCAGCGAAAUGGCUCGGCCCAGAGAUCCACCUCAAAACUCAGCAAUCACAAUAUGGAACCCAGUGCAUCAUGGGACAAAGCCUCAGCUCAAGGUUCCAUAAACAGUGUCCCAGGAACAUAUGUAGGUGUAGCAAGCCCUAUUCUUGCUUCUACCUUGCGUAGCAAGGACGGGAAAAGUGCUGCAUUUGUUGAAGAUGUUCAGAUAUUUGCUAAGCAAGAAACCAUUUCGAUUAUUGAUCAAGGUGAACAUUUGGCUUCUAGAGGGAAGAAGACAUCUUUUGCAGUUAAAGGCGAUCGGUCAAACAAAGGUGGUAAGCAAGCUGGUAGUUUCUCCGCUAGUACUACCUCCCCUGGACGGCAAGAGCUUUCAUCCAAGCCACUGUUUACUUCAACAAACCCACAAUCCGCUAGGACUUCAGGUGGAAAAGCAGGGAUUCCUUAUACAACCCCAGGCAAACCACUGUGGCAUCAACCACUUUUUCAGGGGAUGUCUGUGCAGAAGCGACCAGCACAGAGCCAAGCCCCACCUAAAGGCAAAGGCAACUCGAGUUGUGAUGGCACCUUGUUUCAAAAAUGUGAACAGAGCCCAUCUAAUGUAAAAGAAGAGAAGUGGGAGAAAACCCAUUCUCCCCUAUCCAACCUAGAGUCAAUAGUAAAGCAGAAAGCUCUUGAGACCACUGCACUGACUGGUGAAACCUACUGUAACCUGUCAACUGUGGGAUCCAGGAAGGCUGAGGUGGUCAACUUGCUCAGCAGGUCUCAGAACCUUCCAGUGCAACAAAGUUUGGCCACUGGCUUUGUACCCUGUGGAACCUCAGAGACUCAAGACUUUAAGACAGGUAGCAAUUCCCCAUUUACAGAUGCAAUAGCAGACAGUAGGCAGGAGGCCACAACUGUUUUUGUGCCCAAAGACAAGUGCCAUGACAAACAGGCAAAGCAAUUUGAAACGUUCACAGGCCAAAAGUCAGAGCUCAGCACACCUAAGAAAAGAUGUGUAUCCAGUAUUAAAGCAGGCAAGAAGGAAAGCAUUUUGGCCGCAGAUCCAGAAAAGAAAACGAGCAAAGACCCUGUAGUACAAAAGGAAUUCGCUCCUAAUUCAAAGCUGGAGAGUAUAUCCAUCCCUCAGCAGCAGACUACCCCAGAGGCAGAAGGAGAGAAAAAAAUGAAUGGUGGUAAAAAAGAUGUUUCCAAAGUAGAAGUACCUGUCACCAAACAGAAGAAACCACGGAAGAAGGAAAAGAGCUCUCAUGAAACAUUAAAAAAUACUGCAGCACAGAAGAAAAAAACUCGGAUGAAGGAAACUGCCACAGUAGUUCAAGCCCCUACUUCUAAAAAACAGAAAAAGGGAACUUUAUUUACUGCAGAGAAGAACCCACUGAAGGAGAGUCCACUGAAGGAGAGUCCACUGAAGGAGAGUCCACUGAAGGAGAGUCCACUGAAGGAGAGUCCACUGAAGGAGAGCACAUGUCCAGUCCCUGAGAUGGGGGCCAGGAUUCACAAAGGAAAGGGUGCUUCUGCUAAAAUGGAGCAACCUAUGUGCAGCAAACCUGAUUUUGAAAACCACUCAGCAAGAAGUUUGCGGGUGGACCCUGCUUCCCUCACCAAGACUGAUCAGCCCACUAAGGAGACUAACUUGCAGCAAGUGUCCUCUCCAAGGCCAAAACGAGGGCGCCGGCGCACCGACUAUGCAUUGCUGAGAGACUGGAGCUUUGCUUCUCCGCCUACUCCUCCUCCUCCUCCUCCUCCUCCUCCCCCAGAACCACCCACUUCUCCAGUUUUGCCGAAUCCUGCUUUCCCACUAAGGCGACCUCGGGGCAGGCCUCGUCUUAAUCCUCUGCCUGAAGGUGGGGACACAGACAACAUUAGAUCUGCUCAGGUAGCAGAGGGAAGAGACCCGGCCUCUGCAAAAAAGAGAAAGCGAUGCAGGAACCGCAAGUACCAGAAUGGGGAGUACAUUACAGAUAAGGAAAAGGAAGCCAACAGGGAAAAUGAGGCGAGUUUGGUGGAUGGAGAGAAUGAAGAAAUAGAUGUGGACCCUCCUCUUAAUGCCACUUUACCAUGUGAAGACCCCAAUCCUGAUCUCAGUCCCCGGAAGUCCCUGAACACCCGCUCAGGGACCAUGCGACUUCACGAGAGUUCAUCCACCCCAGAAUGCAACGACAAACCUCCAGGAAAGAGAAAGUUCAAAAGCAAGCACUUGUGUGAUACUGAGGAACAGAAAAAGCUCAAGAUCAAACGAGGCCUUGCAGGGAAGCGCUCCUCAUCCCUCUCCACAGAUGAUGACAGCCCUUUGGCCAAAAAACCUUCCACACCAUACUCGGCUCCAAAGGAUACAUUAUCUCCUGUUUCUAAAAAGAAAGGGCCUGGAAAGGGUGGGGUCCCAGAAUCCACACCAAGCCGUCCUGUACCUCCAGAGGUUCGCCGAUUGAUUGUGAACAAAAAUGCAGGGGAGACAUUGUUACAAAGAGCUGCUAGGCUGGGAUACCAGGAAGUGGUGCUGUAUUGCUUAGAAAAGGAUGUGCGAGAGGUGAACCGGCGGGACAAUGCUGGCUACACAGCACUGCAUGAGGCGUGCACUCGGGGAUGGACACACAUUGUGCAGGUGCUGCUGAAGCAUGGAGCUGAUGUUAAUUGUAGUGCACAAGAUGGGACACGCCCCAUUCAUGAUGCAGUAGCAGCCGAUAGCCUGGCAGCAGUGUGGAUGCUGUUAAACCAUGGUGCAGAUCCAACGCUGGCCACCUAUUCUGGCCAAACAGCCGUUAAAUUGGCCCAGAGUCCCAGCAUGAAAACCUUUCUCAAAGAGUACUUUACUGACCUAGAAGGGCGCCCUGAUCAAGAUCCAGGUCUGCAGUGGGAUUUUUACAGCAGCUCACUGUUUGAGACGGAUCAUGAGGCCUGCUGGGACUUCCUGCUGUCUCAGCCUGAAGAGGAAGACGAGGAAGAAUGGCGAGAGCAGGGAAAGGAUAAAGACAACGACUGCCUUUUGUUUGAGUUCUCUUCUGAACCAUUAUUACCUUGCUACCAUGUUCAAGUAUCUUUAACACAGGGUUUUUGCAACUGGUUUCUGCUGAUGGAUGUGUUGAAGCGCCUGAAGGUCUCAGCUCGCAUCUUUCGGGCAAGGUAUCCUCAGUUUGAAGUGGUGAGCCUCACAAGGGCCGAGCUGUGGAGGCAGGUGAGCAUUAGCCAGACGUGCAUGGCCCCAGAUGAGCUCCGACCCACCGAUGAGGAGGAGGAGGACGAGACAGUUGAGUUGGUGCGCUGUGUACCAGAGCUGCAGGGACUGCUAGGCUCAUCCAUCCAGCUGCUACAAGAUGAUGACAAUGAUGAUGAGAGUUCAGAGGUCAGAGGUAAACUCUGCAACCGAUAGCGAUGUCCUGAGAUGAGGGAGUCGCUGUACACAGGCCAUUUAAGCCUCCUUAUUUACUGAUAGAUGCACUGCUACUAAAACCAGCACUUUGUAUGUACACUAUCCGCCAAAAACGGCUCAUCGGAUACAGAUGAGAUCCUUCGCAGAACACAUCCUUCUCCCAGAAUACCUUUCUUUACAGCAGCAGAAGGGGCCUUGUUAGAUUGACUUGCCUUCGAAUAACUUGCAGAAGGAGGGAGGACUCUAUCAAAGCAAAGGCAAUUUCUGUUCCCAACCUGUAGGUAUUUUUCACUGUCCAGUAAUUUCUCUCAAAUCUUUUUAUAUGUAUAAACUUAAGUAUAUGUAAAUACAUAUGUAUAUAUUGACAUCAGGGUGAGCCCAGUUUGGUUGUAAUUUAUCAUUAAUAUGUUUUAAUGUUUGUUUAUUCCUGAGGUUGUGUGAAUAGUUUGAAUAGGGUGCCCAUGGCAUUUUUCUGUUUGUUUUAUCUUGGUGAACUAAGAGGUUUAUGGUCAGCUCAUUGUGGCAGGAAGGACUCUGGGACAGAUGGUUCCUCUGUAAACCUGCGAGAGUCUCUCUCUAUCUGUUUGGCACUCUCUCGGCGGGGACCCCUAACCCAGAACAUAUGUCGAUCGGCCCUGUCCUCCUUUACCUCACUGUACCUCGGCUCUUGUUGCCACCACAGCUCUGCUUCCAACACCUCGACUAGUUGCAUUAAUCUUGGUUUCUUUGCAGUGUAGCAGGCAAAGGAUUGUAUUUAUAAAACCAAGGUCAUUCUGAUUUUCAAGACAAGGUAUAGACGUAUACAAUAACUAUGAGGAGUUUUAUUUUAUGUUUACAAAACCUAAAGAGAUUGUUGGAUAUAAAUGUAUGAAGGCCCUCAUGUAAUCAAGAUGAAAAGCAAACCUGUGGAAUGCUUUAUUUUUGUUUUGUUUUUUGUUGUUGUUUUUUUUUGUUUUUUUUUUAGAUUUUUCUAGGGACUUUGUUCUGGAUGUUGUCCAGCACCUUGCUCAGUUCAAGGUCAUGAGAGAAGACCUCUCUUACUAAGCUUGUUUUCCCCAGUGUACCCAGUUCCGGCGAGCAUUGUGGUGCAUGGUGUGUUUUAUUUACAUGGUUUUGACCGUUUGCGUUUAAUUUAAUAGUCAUUAAUAUAUUCGACUUUUUGUGUAUCAGACAAAUGAUAUAUGAAAGUUGCUUUGUAUGGUUGGUGCUUUAUUUGAAAUGUACAAUUAAUUAUCCCUUUACCCUAUGGAUGUUGUGUUCUCCUUCACUCCAAACAGUGUUUUAACAAGCAAAAGUACAGUUUUAUUGUACUGGUGCUAAGAUAGAUUUUGUGUUGACAAUCAUUGACCUUUUUCUGAACUGAAACCAAUAAAUACUAUUUAACUGAAGAGUGAGAAAUGUAAAGAGAGAGUUUAGUUUCAUUACCAUUGGAAAUCCACCAAGCUGUGAACAGAGUAGUUGAUUUUGAAGGUUUGUUGCGUGUGUGUGUGUGUGAUAAGCAAAGGGGAUAUGUUUAUCUGAAUCCUUUUUGAAGGAAAUCGACCAGAAUAAAGCAUGAUUGUCAAGUUUU